This is a messenger RNA of Drosophila mojavensis, 751 nucleotides long. RefSeq names its product ninjurin-1. Lineage: Eukaryota; Metazoa; Arthropoda; Insecta; Diptera; Drosophilidae. Gene Ontology annotation, cellular component: membrane. Gene Ontology annotation, biological process: cell adhesion; tissue regeneration. Bases 236 to 652 code for a protein of 138 amino acids. The transcript is spliced from 3 exons. The record is from RefSeq and is a predicted model, not a curated record.
UGAAUUCAGUUGGCUUUCAGUUGUUUAUUCACUUGGUUGUGUUCCAGGCAACCAUCUCUAUGGCAACGGUUAUAAAAGUUGUUUCUGCUGCAACUUUUUGUGAAAUUUAUUGUCGCGGAUUGGGCAAGAGCAAAAUAAAAUAAACAAAGCUUCGAUCAGAUUUGAAGCUCUUCGCUUUGUGUCAUUUGUUAAGUUCGCAAACGCAACCACGUGGAACCGCAUUGAAAACUUCACAAUGGCUCAGGUGGAGGGACGAGCCAACGAGACGGAGAUGAAGGCAAUGGACGCCAAUCGCUAUGCGACCAAAAAAACUAUUGCCCAGGGCAUGCUGGAUAUAGCGCUGCUGACAGCCAACGCAUCUCAGCUGAAAUACAUACUCCAGGUCGGGGAGCAGCAUCAGUUCUAUAAGCUAAUGCUAAUACUGAUUAGCUUGUCCAUAGUUAUGCAGCUAUUGGUUGGAAUUUUGUUUGUGGCUAUCGGCAGUCUGAAUAUAAACAAGCAGCAAGACCAGACGGCAGCAAUUAUAUUGAACGAUAUCAUAUUGGUGGUCGUCUUCGUAAUAUCAGUGGUAAAUGUCAUAAUAUCUGGGUUCGGUAUCGAGUACUCCUCCCAGCCACUAAAACUCAUCGAUCAGCAUGCUAAAGUACCAUAGACAUAGAAAUGAGAUUAUAGAAUUUAAUGUAAAUUGUAAAACAUGAUGAACGAUAUUUUAUAAGGUUUCUAAUAAAUAAUAAACGGUAUAUAAAUGUCA